GUCAUAUGAUUUUUGUUCGGAACUCUAUUUUCACUUCAGCAUAUACGAUGUAGUAAAAACCCACCAGAAAAGUAUUAUGUCGAGUGGUGGCAGUAACGUUGAAGAAUCGACAGAAUAUUCUAAAUACGGAAUCAGGGAUGCCCCUAAAACAGCGAUCGUCACCCCUCUUGGCCAGACUAGGACAUGCGCCAAGUUGAAUGCCAAGGAGGCUGUGUUUUUGGUUGUAAGCAUUGUGAACAUCCUGACAGCACUAGGGCUGACUCUGUAUCGCUUCAUCACUGUUAUCAAGGAAGGCAAAUCGGAUAGCUCCGAUUUCACCUUUGCUCUGAUUCUUAUCAUCAAUGGAGCGUUCUGUAUAUUUUACGUUCUGCAUGGUCUGCUGCGAGAGAAGAAAUACGAGUUGUAUGUCCUAAUUCUGGCUGUACUGGUGGUACUGGUGUAUUGUGUGGUGGAGUACAUUGUCAAUGUCAGAGGCAGGAGUACAUUGAAACUGGUGAGGUUGAUCCUGGCUGUUGUGUUGGCCCCCCCGAACGUAAUCCUAGCAUGGUCUGUAGCCAGCCAUUUUGGUUAUCUUACGUUUCGAAUUGUCGGGGCAUCGGAAUACUUACAGCACUUGUUUAAGCAGGCAUCGAUCUUUUCCUCUCUGUUGAAGUUUGAUGUUCAAGUGACAGCAAGUUUUGUUGUGCUUGUACUGAAGGAUGGCACGGAGCUGAAUGACUUCCAGAUUGUCGCGUUAUCUGUGGGUCUGCCGUACUCUGUUCUGUGGAACAUCUAUGGUUGGAUCACUUUAAGGAGAGAAUGGAAGACAUCAGCCUGGAUUUUUGCCUUCCUGGGUCUGGCCAAGCCGUCAUACUACAUCUACCAGAUCAUCAGGGAAUUCAACAGACUUAAUGAAGAUGCCAAAAUUGAUGAAAUCAUCGUCUACUCUUCACUGGUGGCAGGAACCCUGGCCCUGCUGAUUUGGCUCAUCAUUAUGAUAGAACUGGUAACUGUGUACAGAAAUUUUGGCAAAGGAUUAAGGGAGAGAGCCUUUGAUGUUUUAGCCUCGGAAAACACAAGUUUGAUCACAGGCCGACGUGUACAUCGCUGAGACGCCACAUCUUCCUCCAUGUUCAACAGUCAGUCAAUCGUACAAUGGAGAAGUUUGCUAGUACACAAAGAAAAGCAUAAUGGCCCAUCAAUGGGACUAGUAUAUAUUUAUACACUGUACUUUUAGGUUUCUUUUAAAAUAGCUUUGUAUUCAUCUUGUGGUUUUAAGUCAUAUUUAUUUUUGACAUUUGAAGUCAUGUACAUAUUAAAAUUUUUAGUUUUUGAUACAUGUGUAUGUGAUAGUUCCCAGUCAGUUCUGAAACUGUGUUGUAUAAAGCAGACCCAUGAUAUCCACGUUGUGUUGGAUUAAUGAUGUAAAAUAUUCAUAUCAAUAUACAACAAUUGCCAUUGUUAUUGGUCGAAAGACAGGGUUGGUUGCAUAUCAAAAUGUGCAUCAACAUUACUUGCUGAAACAAAACACUCAGAUGAUAUUUUAGACAAUAGAUUGUUUCUUAGAUUGUGUUCAUAUUUUUAUCAAAAAUUUAUAAUCAAAGAACCCAGGUCCCAGUUUUAUGCAAUGUUUAAUUUAAACAAUAUUUAUAAUUAAAAUAUUCAAUGAAUUUUUGAGAUUGAGUAGCAGUCAUAACCUAUAUGAGCCCUCUCCCUAAUUUAAUGAGUAUCUUUUAAGCACCUCAUUUUAACCUACUAAAACACAAAAAUAUGUGCCAUAAUAAAGCAUAAUUUACCAAUUCAUUUUUAACCAUAUUCAGUUUUUGUGAAAACAUUUUUUACUUAGAAAAUGUGACAUUCACUGUGAGCAUACAAUGUUUUCAGCAUAUCAUAUAACCGCUGCAAAAGAUUGAAUUUGGUACAACUAUUUUUGUCCAUCAUGAUCAAUAUUCAUGCUUUUUUCAAAAAGGUACAUUUUGUUUUCUUGAUGAUGGCCAUUCAAAAUACUGUUUACGCAGAAUGUUCAAUUUAAAUCCAUGCAAUGCUAUAUUUUGUAAAGGAACUCGGAUGCAGCUCUGUUAAUUAAGAUGACAACACUAUAAACAUGGUAUUUUGCAGCCAUUUUCAGUAUUUUGACUGAAGAUGAAUAGUUUCGUGCACUUAGAGAAAGUUUAUAUUUAUACCAUAGUUCUAUCUUUCCAGAAUAUGUAUGUGAUAGUAAAGAGUUUGUGCACGCA
This is a messenger RNA of Ostrea edulis (European flat oyster), 2216 nucleotides long. RefSeq lists its product as uncharacterized. The record is from RefSeq and is a predicted model, not a curated record. The transcript is spliced from 10 exons. Lineage: Eukaryota; Metazoa; Mollusca; Bivalvia; Ostreida; Ostreidae. Bases 77 to 1090 code for a protein of 337 amino acids.